Messenger RNA from Brugia pahangi, 2010 nucleotides. Lineage: Eukaryota; Metazoa; Nematoda; Chromadorea; Rhabditida; Onchocercidae. The record is from the annotation of a GenBank genome assembly.
AUGAUGUUCUCAGCGAUCCGAUCAGUAGUUUCUGCUACAUGCAGUCGGACAUUGUAUGUGCGGCCUGCAGAUAGCUUUCUGUUGGGUGUUACUCGCAGAUGCAAAUCUGAUGGUGUUAAAGGGACAGUUAUUGGUAUCGACCUUGGAACAACUAAUUCAUGUGUUGCAGUUAUGGAAGGGAAACAAGCUAAAGUGAUUGAAAACGCGGAAGGUAUAAGGACGACGCCAUCAGUGAUUGCAUUUACCAAAGACGGAGAAAGAUUAGUUGGCGCACCAGCAAAGCGACAAGCAGUUACAAAUUCACAGAAUACACUUUAUGCUACCAAACGAUUAAUUGGACGGCGUUUCGAUGAUCCGGAAGUGCAAAAAGAUGUGAAAGUGGUUCCAUUUAAAAUUGUUCGCGCAUCUAAUGGUGAUGCUUGGGUUGAAGCACAAGGCAAAAUGUAUUCUCCAUCUCAAGUUGGUGCAUACAUUUUGAUGAAAAUGAAAGAAACAGCAGAAAGUUAUUUGGGUACAACUGUUCACAAUGCUGUUGUCACAGUUCCAGCAUAUUUCAAUGAUUCUCAGAGACAGGCAACGAAAGAUGCUGGUAAAAUUGCUGGUUUGAAUGUAUUGCGUGUCAUUAACGAGCCUACUGCGGCAGCUCUAUCUUAUGGACUUGAUAAAGCGGAAGAUAAAAUCAUCGCUGUAUAUGAUUUGGGUGGAGGUACUUUCGACAUAUCAGUUCUUGAAAUCCAAAAAGGGGUUUUCGAAGUGAAGUCGACUAAUGGUGAUACAUUCCUUGGUGGUGAAGAUUUUGAUAAUGCAUUGGUUCAUUAUCUGGCAGCUGAGUUUAAGAAAGAUUCCGGCGUUGACAUUCAUAAAGAUCCAAUGGCAAUGCAACGUUUGCGAGAAGCUGCUGAAAAAGCAAAGUGCGAAUUGUCAUCAACAACACAAACCGAUAUAAACCUGCCUUAUUUGACUAUGGAUGCUUCUGGCCCGAAACACAUGAAUUUGAAAUUAACGCGCGCUAAAUUUGAACAACUUGUAGCUGAUCUCAUAAAGCGAACUAUCGAGCCCUGUCGUAAAGCUAUGCAUGAUGCAGAGGUUAAACCAUCCGAAAUCAAAGAGAUUUUACUUGUUGGAGGAAUGACAAGAAUGCCAAAAGUUCAACAAACAGUGCACGAAGUGUUUGGUAAGCAACCGUCAAAAGCAGUGAACCCUGAUGAGGCAGUGGCGAUAGGAGCGGCGAUUCAAGGUGCGGUGCUGGCAGGCGAUGUGACGGAUGUUCUUCUCCUCGAUGUCACACCACUGUCGUUGGGUAUUGAAACACUGGGUGGAGUAAUGACCAAACUUAUUCAGCGCAAUACAACUAUUCCUACGAAGAAAAGUCAGGUAUUCUCUACUGCAGCAGAUGGUCAAACACAAGUGGAAAUUAAAGUUUACCAAGGAGAACGUGAUAUGGCAACCAAUAACAAACUUUUAGGACAAUUUUCAUUGGUUGGAAUACCUCCAGCUCCACGUGGUGUGCCACAAAUCGAGGUUACUUUUGAUAUAGAUGCAAAUGGUAUUGUUAACGUAUCAGCAAGAGAUCGAGGAACCGGCAAGGAACAGCAAAUUGUGAUUCGCUCUUCUGGUGGAUUAUCAAAGGAUCAGAUUGAAAACAUGAUUCGUGAAGCAGAAAAGAAUGCUGCUGCGGAUGCGGAAAGAAAAGAGAAGGUUGAAGUUUGUAAUCAGGCGGAAAGCGUUAUUCAAGAUACCGAUUCUAAAUUAACCGAAUUCAAAGAUCAAGUGGAUACGAAAGAGGCUGAAGCAAUUCGCAAUAAACUUGGUGAACUGAGGCAGCUCUUGGCAAAUAGAGAUAACGAAACAACAGCCAACAUACGUGAAGCAAUCGGUUCACUGCAACAGCAAUCAUUGAAACUAUUUGAAGCCGUCUACAAGAAAAUGGCAGCAGAAAAUACGCAGUCCUCCAGUGGAGCGCAAGAAGCUCAGACAGCAGAAGAGCCCAAAAAAGAAGAAAGCAAGUAA